Molecule: messenger RNA, 4470 nt
Organism: Rhea pennata
Lineage: Eukaryota; Metazoa; Chordata; Aves; Rheiformes; Rheidae
Gene: FCHSD2
Product: FCH and double SH3 domains 2
Exons: 20
Coding region: 76-2298 (740 amino acids)
Biological process (GO): regulation of actin filament polymerization; neuromuscular synaptic transmission
Cellular component (GO): neuromuscular junction; recycling endosome
Molecular function (GO): protein binding
Source: RefSeq, a predicted model, not a curated record
GCAGCCGCACGGGCUGCCCCGCCGCCGCCGCCGCCGCCUGCCGCCGGCAUUGAUGUGGAGACCGAGCGCAGCACCAUGCAGCCGCCGCCGAGGAAGGUGAAAGUUACACAAGAGCUAAAAAACAGCCAGGUUGAGCAGAUGACAAAGCUUCAGGCCAAACAUCAGGCAGAAUGUGAGCUACUUGAAGAUAUCAGAGCAUUCAGUCAGAAAAGAGCUGCAAUCGAGAAGGAGUAUGCGCAGAGCAUUCAGAAGCUGGCUAGUCAAUACUUGAAGAAGGACUGGCUUGGAAUAAAAGCUGAUGAGCGAAGUGAUUAUAGGAGCAUGUACUCAGUUUGGAAAUCGCUUUUGGAAGGUACAAUGCAAGUGGCCCAAUCUCGGCUGAAUAUCUGUGAGAACUACAAAAACUUAAUUUCUGAACCAGCCAGGACUGUAAGGUGCUUUAAGGAACAGCAAUUGAAAAAGUGUGUGGACCAGUUGACAAGGAUCCAAGCUGAAUUACAAGAGACAGUAAAAGAUUUAGCUAAGGGCAAAAAGAAAUAUUUUGAGACUGAACAGAUGGCUCAAGCGGUGCGGGAGAAAGCUGAUAUUGAGACCAAGUCCAAACUUAGUCUUUUUCAGUCAAGAAUAAGCUUGCAGAAGGCAAGCGUAAAGUUAAAAGCACGACGAUCUGAGUGUAAUUCAAAGGCUAUCCAUGCCAGGAACGAUUACCUUCUCACUUUAGCAGCUGCUAAUGCACACCAAGACCGCUAUUAUCAAACAGACUUAGUAAACAUUAUGAAGGCUCUCGAUGGAAACGUAUACGAUCACCUUAAGGAUUAUUUAAUGGCAUUCAGCAGGACUGAGCUAGAGACAUGUCAAGCUGUACAAAACACAUUCCAGUUUUUACUGGAGACUUCCAGCAGGGUGGUGCGGGAUUACAAUCUGCAGCUGUUUCUACAGGAGAACUCCGUGUUUCACAAGCCGCAACCUUUCCAGUUCCAGCCGUGCGACAGUGACGCUAGUCGACAACUAGAAUCGGAAACUGGAACAACCGAAGAGCACAGCCUCAACAAGGAGGCUCGGAAAUGGGCUACCCGCGUAGCACGUGAACACAAGAACAUCAUCCACAAUCAGCGGACGCUUGAGGAGCUAGAGUGCCAUGGGCCUGUGAUGUCUGAGCAAACCCGCGCAGAACUGGAGCAGAAAAUAGAUGAAGCCAGAGAGAGUAUUCGCAAGGCUGAGAUAAUCAAGCUGAAGGCAGAAGCGCGGCUCGAUCUGCUGAAGCAGAUCGGAGUGUCGGUGGAUACGUGGCUGAAAAGCGCCAUGAACCAGGUGAUGGAAGAGCUGGAGAGCGAGCGCUGGGCAAGCCUGCCGUCGGUGACCAACAACGGCUCUUCGCACCUGAUUAAUGCCGAUGCAGAAAAGGAGGAAGGUGAAGAGUUUGAAGACAGCAUGGAUGUCUUUGAUGACAGCAGUUCUAGUCCUUCUGGUACUCUAAGAAAUUAUCCUCUGACCUGCAAAGUUGUUUAUUCCUAUAAGGCUUCUCAGCCGGAUGAACUGACCAUAGAGGAGCACGAGGUAUUGGAGGUUAUUGAAGAUGGAGAUAUGGAAGACUGGGUAAAGGCGCGCAAUAAGGCAGGUCAGGUGGGUUAUGUUCCAGAGAAGUACCUGCAGUUCCCAACGUCCAGCAGCCUGCUGAGCAUGCUGCAGUCCCUGGCGGCGCUGGAUAGUCGGUCGCACACCUCGAACAAUUCAACUGAGGCUGACCUCGUCUCGGGCAACCUGAACGGAGACUCCAGCGUCUGUUUUGUAAAAGCACUUUAUGAUUAUGAGGGCCAGACAGAUGACGAGCUGUCCUUCCCUGAAGGAGCAAUCAUCCGCAUCUUGAACAAGGAGAAUCAAGAUGACGAUGGCUUUUGGGAAGGGGAAUUCAAUGGCCGUGUUGGGGUGUUCCCAUCUGUAUUAGUUGAAGAACUUACAGCCUCAGAAAAUGGAGAGACUCCGUGGAUUGGAGAUAUUCAGGUGUCCCCAACUCCGAAGCCCAACAACGCCGUGCCGCCGCUGCCGCUGUACGACCAGCCGCCCGCCAGUCCGUACCAUAGCCCUGAUAAAAGAGGUUCCCAGUACUUUCCCAGAUCGCCAUCAACUAACGAAAACAGCUUCGGUUCAGAGUCUCCGGGAUUCUCACAGCCUCCGCGACUCCCUCCUGAAACUUCUUAUGGCAAACUGCGACCUGUGCGAGCAGCUCCGCCGCCCCCUACGCAGCAUCAUCGCCGGACGACAGAGAAGAUAGAGGACGUGGAAAUUACUCUGGUGUAACGAUUGGACUAGUUCAGUAGUAGUGCUACAAUCAAGGCCAAACGCGGUAUUUGGUCGAUCUCGUUUUUAGGCACCUUUGCAUGAUGAAGACUUUUCCUAGAGCAAGAGAUAGGAAGGAUUUUAUGUGACAGUGACAUGGUGGACUCCUUCCCACAGUCAUGAAUAUUUUGUGCCUUUUUUUUUGUUUUGAUUUGUAUAUAUCAUUCUUCCUCUAGCACAAACCAAGAUGGGCCAAACAGCGAGCAGAGGAUCGCCUUGGAGCAGGUUUCUCUCUUGGCUGAAGAUGGUCAAUUUUUAUAUGGAGGCUUAGGAAAGAGCCUCGUUCAUGCAAGUUAGUCAUAGCAUACUUAUAUCACGUGCAUUAGUACAGUAUAUUACUGUUGCCAUAGGAAUGUGUUAAGAUUGUCAAUUCUUCAAGUAGCAUUACUUGUCUGAUUAGGUAUUAAUCAGAUCUUACAGAAUGAAAAAGGGAACCGAAAAAUAAGUAUAAGGAGAGGCUGGCUCCUCUUUUAUCCCCUUGAAGAAGGAAGAAAAAGGAAAAUAAUCUUAUAAGGAAAAGUGAUGCAGAUCAUAUGGCGUUAAUUACAUUAAUGCACACCUCUUCGAUAAUUAACAAUUAAACAGAACUAAAUGUUCUUUGUAUUAAUAUUUAUGCAGUACAUUUAGUAAUAGAGGAUCUAAUAUGGAGGUGCUGAAUUAGUAGCAACAUCUUGUUCCAUAGCAUAAACCAACUGGUAGAAAAGUAAGUGAGAUUUUGUCUAGAUCUGGAAAUUGAGCUUCAUUUUUUUUUUCUUAGCAGAUUUUGGCUUUUUGAUUUUUUUUUUUAAGUAUUUGGGUCACUCUUAUCCCAGUUAUUGCCUGUACUUUAUUAUCCAACAUUAGCAGUAUAUCUUUGUCACCAGAACAUCUGGCUAGAGUUAGAAGUUACAUUUAGAAUAUUUACAUGCAUUAUAUAGUUUUUGCAUUGGAUGGUCCUGUAGCAUUUUCCCAUGCAAAGCCCAUUAACUAGCCAAAUCUGGAGAACCAAGAAAAUCUCUGGUUUAUACCAAGCCUUCAGACCACCUCUGUGGCCAAGAGUAACAUAACAGACUAUGCUCUCAAAUUACUCUUAGGCACAAAAUAGAGAGUGAAAGAAUUUCAAAGCUAAUUUUAAAUCAGAGAUCUCUGAAAAGGAAACCGCUUUCUUUUAUUCACGUGAAAGAGAAAAGAAGAGGGUAUUCCGAGUUGUAACCUGAAGAAGAAUGGUCAGAGCAGAGGGAAAAAGUGACGAGAUUUUUCACUAAAUUAUUCUCAGAAGAGCAAUAUCCAUCAGAUCAAAGCUUCAGUUAGAAAGCAUCACAAAUUUGUUGUUUUUAAGCUGUUAUAUGGGUUAUGUUGAAUGCGCUCUUAUGUGCUCACCUUUUUUUUCCUACGCCAGUACAUUUUCUACCUUUAGUUUACUAACAAGGGCUAUUUUUGAGGCUGCAUUUACAAAAAUCAUCUAACAAGAUUUUAUCAUAAACUUUGCACAUACUUGUAAAUCCCAACUCAAGCUGGGUCUCUGAAACAUUCGCCUUUGCCAAUCUCCUUUCCCAGUGGGAUCUUUAACCAAGAGUGGGGCUGUUUGAAGAGAAAAAAAUUCAUUGAUCAGUUAUGAAAUCAGUGACUGUCCAAUGAAGAGUCUUUUCCAUAUUUUUUCAUUCUUUUGCACCUCUUGUCCUGUUGAUCUGUUUGAGGUCUUUUUAUGUGUUUAUCAAACUUGUUCUUAAGUUUAAAAAAAGAGACGUUUUUAAAAAGAUGUAACUGUUUGCAGAAAUUUUGAAAGCUUCACAAUGCAGAAGAAAAGCAAGCGUUGCCAUAACGUUCAUGUUCAAUUUCUUUGGCCAGUUUUUCUGUGUCCUUCAUGCCUGGACUUUCAAAAUUCAGAAAGUGUUAUUUAAAGUCUCUUUAGUUGUAUUUUAAAAUAUUUUCUGUAAGAGCUGCUAAUUUUAUUUAAAAAAAAAAGAAGAAAAGUUGUAAAAAUAUGCCUCCUUUUUAACUAUGAUUUCUUCAUACAGGGCAUGUAUUCGACGUAUCAUCGUGUACAGCGUCAGUACACUGAAAGCAUAGGUGCAAAUGCUUUCUUUAUAUUGGCUGUAAAAAGUUUGUAUUUAUUAUGUAUAAAAAGUUGAAUAAUAAAAAAGUGGAACUAAA